UUCCAAACUUCCUCUGUAAUUGCUCCGAACCGACUCUGGGGUUUAGGGUUUUUGGUGGCUUAACCAUAGCCACUAUUUUCCCUCCAUUUUCUCUCUCAGUCUGUCUUUUCUCUAUCUCAGUCCUCUGCAGGUAAGCUCCAUCAAUUACCCUUUUUGUUUUCUUAAUCUCCCGUUCUUUUAUCACCAAAUUUAACACCUGUUAACUUAUUGCUAUUUCAUCUUUUUAUUGCCUUUAAAAAAAAACAGUGUUGGGUUUAUACUCUUUUUAUGUGGCGUUUUUAAUGGGAAAAGGCUUGGCAACGUUUCUGUUUAGAAUCUAUACAUCUAAGAACAAUGUUUCUAGAGUUAAGUUUAUGUUAUCCAAUCGGUAUUUUCAUUCUCUACGGCAAUAUGAAAACUGGGUUUCGGAUAAAGACCCUUUUGUGCCAUCUUUCGAUAUGCCCGGAAGAGAAUUUUCGACGAGUUUGGUUGGUUUAGGUGGUAAAUUUAGGAACUUCGGAGAUGCUAAUGUGAGACCUUUUUCGUCUGUUGUUGAAAAUGGGGAUGAUGAUGGUGGGGAGGAUAGUGUAAUGCGUGGUUCGAGAAGGAAAAGAAGUGAGGAGAAGAAUAUUGUGGAUUUUGUGAAAAGUAUAGAUUUUGAUGGUGUCACUGAGAAUAAGGGUGAGGAAGGUGUUGAUGGUUUUAAUGAGAACGGUAUGUAUGGUUCAAGAGAUGUUGAGUCGGAACAUGAAAGUGAUAAAGAGAAUAAGGAUAUUGUGAAUUUAACGAGAAUUAAUGGUUUUGAUGGUGUCCAUGAGAAUUUGGUUGACGAUGGUAUUGAUGAUUUUAAGGAGAAUGGUAUGUGUGAUUCAACAGUUGUUGAGUCAAAAUAUGAAAGUGAUGAUGUAAGUAAUGAUAAAACUGUGGGUGGCAAGCAAGUGGCUUUUCGUGAUCCUGUGGAAUUGUAUCAGGAACUUCGUAAUAUUGAAAAGCAUGCAAAGCUGAAACGAGCUGAUUGGGAGAUUGUACAAGAAGUUUUCAAUUAUUUCAGUAAAUCAGGGUUGGCAGCCAAUCAGUCUCUUGCCAUUUACAUUGGCAGGUCAUUUUUCCCUACAGCUGUCCAUAAGUUUCGCAGCUUUUUCUCUAAGAAAUGUUCAGCUGUUGUUGCUGAGCACGUGAUAUCACUAGGUCCAUCUGAUGCUGCUGUUAAGUUUCUUUUCCCUAUAUUUGUGGAGUUUUGUAUUGAAGAGUUUCCAAAUGAGAUCAAGCAGUUUCGAAGUAUGAUUCAGUCCGCAGAUCUUACAGAGCCACAUACAUGGUUUCCCUUUGCGAGGGCAAUGAAGCGUAAGAUUGUUUAUCACUGUGGUCCAACAAAUAGUGGCAAGACUUACAAUGCUUUGCAGCGUUUUAUGGAAGCAAAGAAGGGUGUUUAUUGCAGUCCGCUUAGGCUUUUGGCUAUGGAAGUUUUUGACAAAGUGAAUGCACAAGGAGUUUACUGUAGUCUCCACACAGGGCAAGAAAAGAAAUUUGUCCCAUUUUCGAAUCAUGUUGCCUGCACUGUGGAAAUGGUGUCAACAGAGGAAUUAUAUGAUAUAGCUGUGAUUGAUGAAAUCCAGAUGAUGUCAGACCCGUAUAGAGGUUAUGCAUGGACACGUGCAUUGCUUGGAUUGAAAGCUGAUGAGAUACAUUUGUGUGGAGAUCCAACUGUUCUCAAUAUUGUCAGAAAGAUAUGUUCUGAAACUGGAGAUGAGUUGCAUGAGCAUCAUUAUGGCAGGUUCAAACCAUUAGCGGUUGAAGCCAAGACUCUGCUGGGAGACCUUCGAAAUGUUCGAUCUGGUGACUGUGUUGUUGCUUUCUCAAGGAGAGAGAUAUUUGAGGUGAAAAUGGCCAUUGAGAAACACACAAGUCACCGCUGCUGUGUUAUUUAUGGUGCUCUGCCACCAGAGACUCGCAGACAGCAAGCUAACUUGUUUAAUGAUCAAGAUAAUGAGUUUGAUGUGCUUGUUGCCAGUGAUGCUGUGGGAAUGGGAUUGAAUCUUAAUAUUAGGAGAGUUGUCUUUUAUAGUCUUUCAAAGUACAAUGGUGACAAGAUUGUUGCAGUCCCAGCAUCACAGGUUAAGCAAAUUGCGGGAAGAGCUGGUCGUAGAGGAAGCCGUUAUCCGGAUGGACUGACAACAACCUUGCAUUUAGAUGAUCUGGAUUAUCUAAUUGAUUGUUUAAAGCAGCCCUUUGAAGAAGUUAAGAAAGUGGGUCUCUUUCCUUUCUUUGAGCAGGUUGAAUUGUUUGCUGGGCAAUCCCCAAAUGUUACUUUCUGCAAGUUGCUUGAAAAGUUUGGUGAAAAUUGUCGUUUGGAUGGGUCAUACUUUUUGUGCCGUCAUGAUCAUAUUAAGAAGGUGGCAAAUAUGUUGGAAAAGGUCCAGGGAUUAUCUUUGGAAGAUAGGUUCAACUUCUGUUUUGCUCCAGUUAAUGUUAGAGACCCGAAAGCAAUGUAUCAUCUCCUUAGGUUUGCUUCGUCUUACAGUAAAAAUGUCCCAGUAAGCAUAGCAAUGGGCAUGCCAAAAGGUUCUGCUAAAAAUGAUGCUGAGCUCCUGGAUCUUGAGACUAAACAUCAAGUUUUAUCUAUGUAUCUGUGGCUAUCUAACCACUUCAAGGAGGAAACCUUUCCUUACGUGAAGAAAGCAGAAGAAAUGGCUGUUGAUGUUGCUGACUUGUUGGGUAAGUCUCUUGUUAAUGCAUGCUGGAAACCAGAAUCGAGACAGGGAAAGAAACCUAAGCCUCAAGAGAAGGAAGAAGGAUAUCAGAGACGCAGGUCAAUUAUCAAGUUACAUGAGAAGAAAAGGCAAGAUAAAUCUGCUCUUGCAGACAAUUCAUCAAAAGUAGCAGCGUAAUCAUAUUAUAGGUGAGAUCUGGAAUUAUUAUGCUAAAGUGAUCUUAAAUCAAGUUUCAGACGUCUAAUUUCCCGACAAAAGUUUCCAAAAUUACCGUGUCCUACGGCUUGCGGCCUAUUUAUAAAGGGAUAAAGGAAAAAAGGGAAAAAAGGGAAAAAGCACUACUACAUCCUGUGAUAUGUAGGGAAUAAGAGAAAUUAUUAGCCCCUAAUGAGUUGUAACGAAACUCAAUGAAUGUUUUUUUUUUCAAUUUAGAUUGUAGAAAUUAUCAGGACGUGAAAUCUGAUUAUUAAAUUAAAAGCACUCUUUCAACUAGCUAAUCUUUGUCUGGCUGUUCGGGAUUUUUAUCAAUCUGAAAAUUACUGACAUGAAUUCAUUUAGGAAGCUACCAUGUCCAUGACCAUGGUCAAAGGGUAAUAACUUAAGAAUUAACUGUUAAAAUUGUGUAUUGAGUUUCCAUAGAGGAUCAAGCAGAUUUCUAUAAUCAAGAUGCUUUAAUGCAGCAUGCUUUGUACCGAAUUCUUAAGCAUUCACGGUGUAAUGUCAAGAGAGUUCUCAUCAAAGAAAUCAGCAGCCUAAGAGUUACCUUUUUGU
Durio zibethinus is the source of this 3461-nucleotide messenger RNA. NCBI's taxonomy places the organism in Eukaryota, Viridiplantae, Streptophyta, Magnoliopsida, Malvales, Malvaceae. The record is from RefSeq and is a predicted model, not a curated record.